AUGGCUAUGUCACGCACCCAGAGAGAAUGUACUUUAGUGUGUGGGAUGGCGUUUCAAGCCCUGGAUUCGUUGGUAUUUCAGAUGACCUCUGGUUUAGCCCUCGGCUUUGUAUCUUCGGCCUCACCCUGGCACUUGACAUCCAACCUUUUCCCGGACAAAAUUGGCGGCAGGCCUGCAUGGCUUGCUCUGCAACAUUUGCCUUCCCCAUCACAACUCGCUUGCCCGAUUUGUGCCACUCCGAUGCCAUUUCUUCUACAGGUCUACUCGACGAUUGACGAGAGAACUGACUGCUUUCAUCGUUCACUCUUCCUGUUUAUGUGUCGGAAUGGACCGUGUCACAAGCAGACUGAAAUUGGCGUUCCGUUUGCUGUUUUCCGAUCGCAACUUGGUCGUCAGAAUCCUUAUUACAGCUUUCAGCCACCUGAAACGGAAUACCCUUCAUUGGAUACCGUACAGGCACUGAUCAAGGCUGGUAGCUUUCCUUGUGCCGAGCGGUAUAAUCAUAUAUGUCCCGUUUGUGGAUGUAAGGCUGACAAGCUGUGUUCUCGGUGCAAACGUAUAAAGUAUUGCUCCAAACACCAUCAGCUGAUGCAUUGGAAGUCGUAUCACAAAAUUGACUGCUCUUCCAAGGCUCCCGAGGCACAGCAGGAACCUCGGUUCGAUGGAAAUGACUUUCUCCUUCCUGAGUUCAGAGUGUGCUCUGAACCAGCUGAUGAGCCGGCUGCUGUGGUGCAGGAUUCUGAAGACAGUGAGUCAGAUGUGUCGAGCGACCAGGGGGACGAAGAGUUCAAAGAACUGGAAUCUGUAGCUAAACGUGAAACAAAAGCCGAAGCUCGGUUUCGAAAGUUCAAAGACUUGAUGAGUUCGGAGCCAGAUCAAGUGAUCCGGCUAGAACGUGGGGGUACUCCUUUUUGGUUAUCCGAAACUCCACCAGAUAUACCGAACUGUGAAGCAUGUGGUGCGAAGCGCGUGUUCGAAUUCCAGGUAACUCCUCAAAUACUGAACUAUUUGAAGCUGGAUCGCCUGGGUGAAGCCUGUCCCGAUUUUGGCUCUUUGUAUGUGUUUACUUGUUCCGAAUCCUGUCCGCUUCCUCGCAUCCAGUUGGUGUCUGCCGAGGAAGUUUGUGAGAGUGCAUCGACCUCCGUGACAGUCGAGUAUCAGUCUGAAGUGGUUGUUUCUGUAGCACCCUGUCGGUGCCUAACUCCCAUGCCACCCGAAGGAAGCACGAGGGCUGAGAUAUUGCCAUUUUACUCCAACCUAGAGAGAAGUCGAGAGGCAGAGGUCGGGUUCGAACCACGGACCUUCCGUUCAUGUAAUUUACUUCACGACCUAAGCCCCUCUCCACGUUACGAUCAAACAAGUUUUCCUACUGGGGCACCGAUUAAUUGGCAAACCAAUUCAAGGCGUAGACGAUGUGGACUGUGUUAG
This is a messenger RNA of Opisthorchis viverrini, 1428 nucleotides long. RefSeq lists its product as hypothetical. The transcript is spliced from 10 exons. The record is from RefSeq and is a predicted model, not a curated record. Lineage: Eukaryota; Metazoa; Platyhelminthes; Trematoda; Opisthorchiida; Opisthorchiidae. Gene Ontology annotation, cellular component: cytoplasm; nucleus. Bases 1 to 1428 code for a protein of 475 amino acids.